UCCCCAGAUAUGCUUGGAGAAAUUGGUGUGAUCUUCAAUAUCCCUCAACCUUUCACAGUAAGAACAAAGAGGCUUUCCCAGGUCAUUCGGAUUAGUCAUAAUCAUUUCAAGCAACUGGUGCAGCCGCUUAGUGAAGAUGGGAAGAUUGUUAUCUCUAAUUUUCUUCAGUAUUUGAGGGGCCUAAAAAGGGAAGAGCUAGAGGAGAUACCGUUUGUAGAAGACUAUCUGGCUGACUCAAACAUUGAGGCCAUACAAUCCGCACGUGAACCACAAAAUUACGAGGGACUGAGCCAAGAAUCAAAUGGAAGAACUACAUUUUACACAUCAUCGAAUACACUUCCUGCAAGGGUGGUACUCCACGGGCAUCAUCCAGAUGACAAACAAGAAGAAGAAAAUGGGGGGAAACUUGCACAUCUACCUGAUUCGAUGAAAGACCUUCUGAUGUUAGCAGAAAGGAAGUUGGGGAAAAGAGGAACCACAGUUCUCAUGGCCGAUGGCUCCCUAGUGGAAGAUUUAAGUGCUUUAAGAGACAGUGAUCACUUAUACAUAUUUUGAGAACAGCAACCUUGGGAAAGCGCUACUACAUGAAAUUAAUAUUUUCAAUGAGUAGAGAGUAAGAAAGGAACAGGAUGAUGAACUGGAUGAUAAGCGUCAAUCCCCUGACUUGUACAUACGCAAAAACACAUGAGCUUGAAAUUUACAAGUCAUGUAAAGAUUGUGCGGAAAAGGCAAACCUUAAAGCUUCAGUCGAGAUCUAUGUUAAGCAUGUUUAGAGCAGCAAAAGCAGCUUUCCGAAA
Olea europaea var. sylvestris is the source of this 797-nucleotide messenger RNA. Its product is annotated as potassium channel KAT3-like. The record is from RefSeq and is a predicted model, not a curated record. Gene Ontology annotation, molecular function: voltage-gated potassium channel activity. Bases 10 to 555 code for a protein of 181 amino acids. Gene Ontology annotation, biological process: potassium ion transport. The transcript has 5 exons. Lineage: Eukaryota; Viridiplantae; Streptophyta; Magnoliopsida; Lamiales; Oleaceae.